CACUCCUGCACAGUCCUGUCUGUCACAGCUCCUCUGGACUUUACUCUGAGCAGAAUCAAAUCUCAGUGGCAUUAUCGCAGAAUGGAUAUGAAGCUGUUGGCACUCCUGGCUGUGCUCAUGGUGGUUAUAUAUGCGCCGCCAUCACAAGCAAAGCCCAUCAGCCUGGUCGAGAGAUGCUACUGUCGUUCCACAGUCAACAGCCUCCCACGAGGCUACAUCCGAGAGCUCAGGUUCAUCCACACGCCCAACUGCCCCUUCCAAGUGAUUGCUAAGCUGAAGACAAACAAAGAAGUGUGUGUGAACCCAGAGAUCCCGUGGCUGCAGCAGUACCUGAAGAACGCCUUAAAAAGAAUGAAGAAAUCCAAAAAGGGCAACUAAAACUCCUGCAUUGUUCCUCAUGAGGCGUCAUUGAGGGAUAUAACCAUCACAAUAUAUAACAUGUAAUACGAGAUCAUCUGGUAUGUUCAACAGCACUUAUAUCGGCUGCCAUGCUGCAGCCUUUUGAAUUGAAAAAAUCUGCAAUCCUUCACUGUGAACACCAACACACCAGCCUUGUCGCCGUCUUCACACCACCCUCACCAUUUAAAGAGAUAAUAGAAGUUAUUAAUUCAAAGUGAAAAUAUAUCUGUGAGUGUGUGUAUUUUCUAACUAUGUAUAUACUUUUUUUGUUAAUGGACAUCAACAGUAAAACGUUAUUUUUGGAGAUUGUUUUGUCCCUCUGGAAGUUCCGUCAUUUGAAAAAAGGAUCAAUGGUGUCAGAAUGUGAUAUAGUUAUAGGUUAGUUGGAGAAUUCUUUCCAUCACAAACACAAGUUAACAUCCCAAUUACAAGUAGCGUCCUAGAGUCCUUUCAUCCACUAGUGUAGCAGAAAACAAUUAUUAUCCUAACAUGGUAUCUGCUUACCAGACUUUUAUCUGGUUUGAAACUGAACAAAAUAAAGAACAAUGUAAAGUUUCUCAUCUGAAAACAAGCCGAGUCACAGAGUUUGCCAAGUCGUGUUUCACGUCUCAAGUUAAUUGGCACCGUGGAAUUUCAAUGGGUGCCAGCUACCCCUAGACUGAAUAUAAGAUGCAUAAAAGAUCCUAGUAAAAAUGGCUAUUAAAAUGGCUUUUGGGAUGGAAAUUAGGGUGCCAGAAUAGCUUGAGCAUUUUCUGAGCUGUUCUGUGGCUGUGUUUAUGUGACCCUGUGUUAUCCAACAUGCCUGGGUUUUUUCCUUCUUAGAAAGAAGCAGAACAUCUGGAUCCCAAAACGUUUAAAUUGGAUGACAAGUCUACAUUUACUGGAAUCAUCCUGCUGUGCCACUUAACAAGAGACGUUAAGAACAAAUGGUGAUACUCACCGACCACAGUUAGGGGUCUUACCAUAUUGGUGUCAAAAAGCUGGAUCCUGAUUUAAAAAACUCUUACUUUAAAAAAACAGUUACCACAUCAGUAGUUAAAAUACUGUUACAAAGAAAAACCACAGCAGAGAAAGUAGUAUUACUGACAAUUAAAGAUGACAAUGCACUUUAUAUCUGAUGUAUUCAUGUUUUAACAACUACAUUUACUAUGAAUCACUAAGUCUUCUUAUUAAAUUUAGACUUUUGUCUUUUUUUUAUGUUA
Messenger RNA from Eleginops maclovinus (Patagonian blennie), 1601 nucleotides. RefSeq names its product chemokine (C-X-C motif) ligand 12a (stromal cell-derived factor 1) (gene cxcl12a). Bases 82 to 378 code for a protein of 98 amino acids. The transcript is spliced from 4 exons. Gene Ontology annotation, molecular function: chemokine activity. Lineage: Eukaryota; Metazoa; Chordata; Actinopteri; Perciformes; Eleginopidae. The record is from RefSeq and is a predicted model, not a curated record. Gene Ontology annotation, biological process: immune response. Gene Ontology annotation, cellular component: extracellular region.